Messenger RNA from Cylicocyclus nassatus, 763 nucleotides. The record is from the annotation of a GenBank genome assembly. Lineage: Eukaryota; Metazoa; Nematoda; Chromadorea; Rhabditida; Strongylidae.
AUGGAGUUAACGCCUAUGGGCAUAUUUACAGCAUGGCUAGGAGCGUUUUCUAUAUCUUUUACAUUGAUGCCUCUUAUGAUGGUGCUUGAUUGGCGUAGGCGAGGUACAGCUGAUGGUUUCUCUUCUGUAAAUUUCGUUUUGCCUAUGCUUAUGACCUCCUGCUGGCUUCGACACGGUUAUAUGACCAAUGAUAGCACUAACAUCACUAUCAACACAAUCAACAUCGCCUUCUUUAUUUUUUACAUCCUUUGUUUUGCUUACUAUCAGCCUAAAAGGAAAUACCUCUACCUCCAACUGUUAGCAUGUGGUCUUGCAGUAAAACUGCUCUUUAUGUAUGUCGACAUGCAAAACAAGGACAUCGCACCCGAUGUGAUGGGCUCAAUCGCAGCUGCUACACAAAUUGCUAGCUUGGCUGGUGGAUGUUAUGAAAUUAAACGAGCCAUCACAUUCGGACACACGGAGUAUUUACCAGCUACAUUCCAAUUUGCAAUGUUUGCCCUAAUUGUGCAAUGGCUUGCAUUUGGAAUAUUGACUGGAAAUCAGUAUAUAGCGAUCGCCAACGCUGCAGCUCUUUGUGUGAACCUAGCUACGAUUGCCUUAUACUUCAUCUACCCUCCACUCACCUGGCGUGUACCAAUCAUAGGAACUGGUCCACAACAGAAGAAAGAAUUGUAAAAAGCUCCUCUUUUGUAUGCAUUCGCGCUUGCCAUUUCAUAUACUUACAAUCAUUCAUGUUGUUCAUGAUCUUGCCUGUACGUUUUUG